This is a messenger RNA of Triticum turgidum subsp. durum (durum wheat), 603 nucleotides long. NCBI's taxonomy places the organism in Eukaryota, Viridiplantae, Streptophyta, Magnoliopsida, Poales, Poaceae. The record is from the annotation of a GenBank genome assembly.
AUGGUGAAAGCGACAACGUCAACAAAAUUAUGUCUGGAUGGGAGGUCAAUCCAGACAUCUAUGGUGAUAGCAAAACACAUUUUUUUCGUAUUUUGGACGGCUGAUGGGGAGGAUGAGACCGGAUGCUAUAACUUGAAUUGUCUAGGCUUUGUGCCUGUAAAUGGGGCUCCUAUUACGCCGGGAGAUAGCCUAGAGCUACCACAUGGGCAAACGAGAAUCUCACUCAAGAUAUAUAAGAGUAGAGACGAUGGAGAUUGGUGGUUGUACUACGGAAAUGAUAACAUUGGUCUUACUAGGGUGGGAUAUUGGCCAAAGGAUCUUUUUACCACCCUGUCAGGCCAUGCCACAGUUAUAGCAUGGGGUGGAAUGACCACGUCUUACGAAGGACGUUCUAGUCCUCCGAUGGGCAAUGGGAAAUGGGCUGGAAGAGAAUCAGCAACAGUUCGAAAUAUUCAGUAUGUUGAUACAAGUGGUGGAGGUUAUGACCCCCCUACAUGGCCUGCUGGUCUCCAUAUUGUUGAAACACACAGAAACUGCUAUCGUGCUACCACUUUUGGUGAUGGCAUGUUCCACUAUGGGGGUCCGGGUGGUUGUGUUCGUUAA